Molecule: messenger RNA, 545 nt
Organism: Patiria miniata (bat star)
Lineage: Eukaryota; Metazoa; Echinodermata; Asteroidea; Valvatida; Asterinidae
Gene: cript
Product: cysteine-rich PDZ-binding protein-like
Exons: 5
Coding region: 128-430 (100 amino acids)
Biological process (GO): cytoplasmic microtubule organization
Cellular component (GO): dendrite
Molecular function (GO): microtubule binding; PDZ domain binding
Source: RefSeq, a predicted model, not a curated record
AUGUAUUUGAAAAAGCCAAAUAUGGCUGCGCCCUUGUCCCACUGAAUUACAUAUUGGAAACGGACGGUCGAUAGCUAACAUAACAGUACAGUAACACUGGUGCCUACGGUACGGGAGAUUUAAAGCCAUGGUUUGUGAAAAGUGUGAGAAAAAACUUGGAAAAGUUAUAACUCCUGAUCCAUGGAAAUCUGGAGCCAGAAACACAACAGAGAGUGGGGGUCGGAAGGUUGGAGAAAACAAGCUGCUGACUGGCAAAAAAGCGAGGUACAACCCUUACACAAGACAGUUCAACAAGUGUCGGAUAUGCAAGCAGUCUGUACAUCAAGUUGGCUCGCACUACUGCCAAGGGUGUGCAUAUAAAAUAGGGAUUUGCGCAAUGUGUGGCAAGAAAAUCCUGGACACGAAGAAAUACAAGCAGACAUCUGUAUAGCCGUUACAUAUUCGUUCUACAUUGGUAACAUUUUUCUUGACAAUGAUGAAAACCUUCCCCCUGUACCAUGUACUGCCCUCUUUCUGCGGUUCCAAGUUUUCUGAGGAUGCAAAUG